CAAUGUUAUCGGCAGCUCUAACACGUGCACGAGUUUAACAAAUUGGCGAAAUUAUUCCUAAAAUUUCAAAUCUGUCGCAACAGUUUUUGCGUUAUAAAUACACUGGUUUGUGCGGUGGACUGUCACUGCCACUGUUCGAUACUCGCGAGGAUGAGCGACGACACACACAAGUACAGCGACGCCGAAGAGGAUGAGGGGGAGCUGGAAAACUCGGAAUGGGUGCAAGACUUCAAAUCGCUAACCGUGAAACAUGAAACGAAACGCAGCGAAGAGCUGGUCCAACAAGAGGGAGAAGUGGAUCUGGAUUACGACUAUGAUGAAGAGGACGACGACUACGAGCUGGGCGAUGAGUACGAUGCGUAUGAGGAGGCCUACUGCGGCUUCAGCAAGAUAAACACACAGCCACAGAUGACAACGGCUGGUUCAGCUGCUGGUGGAGGUGGAGCGGGAAGCGGUGGAGGCGCUGCGCCACGUGUGAGCAGCUACCAGCCCAACGAAAAGCUGUUGCGGCGCUACUCUGCGCGUAUCAAUGUGGAGAAAUAUGAUCCCACACCGAACAUGAGCGCCCAGGCGGCCAACCGGCUGGUGAACUUUGAUCGCCGACAGGACACGGAGCGAGUGCGCGUGAGGGAUAAGCACGAUCGAGCGACGGCAGAGCAGGUGAUGGAUCCGCGCACACGCAUGAUACUCUUCAAGCUGCUCAAUCGCGGCCUGAUCCAAGAGAUAAACGGAUGCAUAUCGACGGGAAAGGAGGCGAAUGUCUACCAUGCAGUCUCCAAAGAGGGCGCCGACGAGUAUGCCAUCAAAAUUUACAAGACCUCCAUACUGGUGUUCAAGGACCGCGACAAGUACGUGUCCGGCGAGUUCCGGUUCCGGCACGGCUACUGCAAGCACAAUCCCCGCAAGAUGGUCCGCACGUGGGCCGAGAAGGAGAUGCGCAACUAUCUGCGAAUGCGAAACGCUGGCGUGCCCGUACCAGAGCCGAUUCUGCUCCGAUCCCAUGUGCUGGUCAUGCGCUUCUGCGGCCGUGAUGGCUGGCCGGCGCCCAAGCUGAAGGAUGUCGAGCUGAGCACGUCCAAGGCGCGCGAGCUGUACCGGGACUGUGUGGUGAUCAUGUGGCGGAUAUACAAUCAGUGCCGCCUCGUCCACGCCGAUCUCUCAGAGUUCAAUAUUCUGAUGCAGGACGGCCAACUGGUGAUCAUCGAUGUCAGCCAGUCAGUCGAGCACGACCAUCCACAUGCGUUUGACUUUCUGCGCAAGGACUGCACCAAUAUAUCGGAAUUCUUCCGCAAGAAGUCGGUGGCCACCAUGACCGUCAAGGAGCUGUUCGACUUCAUUACCGACCAAACGAUAACAGAGGAGAACAUGGAGCAGUGCCUGGAGAGCAUCUCGGAGAACAUCAAGGACCGCGACUUUGAUGCCAUAACGGCACAGGAGAGGAUCGAUGAGGCCGUCUGGCAAAACACCUACAUUCCGAAGCGCUUGGACGAGGUGCGUCACUUCGAGCGUGAUGUGGCCAAGGCAAAGCAGGGGGUGCAGCAGAAUCUAAUCUAUGGCAAAAUCACUGGCCUCACAUCCGACCUGGAUGUGCAAAAGCAGCCAGACGUUCUGCAGCCCACAGACGAGCCGGAGGAAGUGGGAAGCGACGACCAAAUAAGCGAGAGUGAAGAUGAAGAUGAUUCCCAGGACAACGAUGAUGGCUCCAAGUUCAAGAACUCGGCCCGUCCACGUGACGAAUCGCUGGAGAGUAAAAAGGCGCGCAAGAAAGCUGUGAAGGACGCCAAAGCGGAACAGCGAAAGGUCAAGGUGAAAAAGCACGUCAAGAAACGCAAGGAGAAACUUGGCACUAUGAAAAAAUAGCACGGCCACGGCCACCCACCGAUUUAAAUGAAAUGCGUGCAAUUGUCGUUGAAGGCUACCGACAGAUCGGUAGAUCUCCGUAGUGGAUGGAGUCAAUUUGUGUGUGGGGGGAACUACACUCUUACAUUUUUAUGUGUAAAUAUCAUUGAUAGGCGAAUGUAUGAUGCCUCAUUUAUAAAGUUGCACUUCAGAUCCAAGUCGGAUCCAUUAUAUUUUAUUUGUAAAAUUCGAAUUUAAAUCACUUUUACCACAAACAAAUUGUAUAAACUGUGCAGACGCCUUGCAGCUGUAUUCUUUGUCCAGCCACAAACUGUAAGGUGCAAGACGAGGCUUUAAUCCUAAGUGCUUAGAGCUACAUCAACUUAUGUCUAAAAUUGGUCUUGUCAAGGGUCAAAAUACUCGCACCGCACCGCAAUUUGCACUGGAGACGGAGUCGAAGUACAUGCCCGUCCGUACAUAAUA
Messenger RNA from Drosophila obscura, 2322 nucleotides. RefSeq names its product serine/threonine-protein kinase RIO1 (gene RIOK1). The transcript is spliced from 3 exons. Gene Ontology annotation, biological process: maturation of SSU-rRNA. The record is from RefSeq and is a predicted model, not a curated record. The coding region runs from base 151 to 1860 and encodes 569 amino acids. Lineage: Eukaryota; Metazoa; Arthropoda; Insecta; Diptera; Drosophilidae. Gene Ontology annotation, cellular component: cytosol; preribosome, small subunit precursor. Gene Ontology annotation, molecular function: ATP binding; protein serine/threonine kinase activity.